Molecule: messenger RNA, 558 nt
Organism: Oppiella nova
Lineage: Eukaryota; Metazoa; Arthropoda; Arachnida; Sarcoptiformes; Oppiidae
Source: the annotation of a GenBank genome assembly
UUUGUGAAGUUCGUGAUCAUCGGCGUCACUGUACUGGUGGUGGCGGUGCCCGAAGGUCUUCCACUAGCCGUCACGCUGGCGCUGGCCUACAGUGUCAAGAAAAUGAUGCUGGAUAACAAUCUGGUGCGCCAUUUGGACGCGUGCGAGACGAUGGGCAACGCGACGGCCAUCUGCUCCGACAAGACGGGGACGUUGACCACGAACCGGAUGACUGUCGUCCAGAGUUUCAUUUGCGGCGUUCACUUCAAGAAUGCGCCCAAAUAUGAAUCCCUUUCUCCGACUGUGGCGUCCAUUCUCGUCGACGCCAUAUCACUCAAUAGCGCCUACACCACACGCGUUAUGCCUCCCGAUAAUCCGGGUGAUAAUCCCAAACAAGUGGGUAAUAAAACCGAAUGUGCGUUAUACCCCAAACACAAUCUGAAUCCGUUUUUGAUAGUCUGUUUUGCCCUGAGUUACGGGCUUCUGUUCGAGGUGUUUCAGAUAUGCUUCCGGGUCUUCACGAAGGGCGCCUCUGAGAUCGUGAUGAAGAAGUGUAUGUUUAUAUACGGAAAGGACUAA